Molecule: messenger RNA, 3027 nt
Organism: Zootermopsis nevadensis
Lineage: Eukaryota; Metazoa; Arthropoda; Insecta; Blattodea; Termopsidae
Source: RefSeq, a predicted model, not a curated record
UCCGGAACCGUGGUUCCACUGUCAACUUUUUAUAUGCGUCGCUACAUUCGUCAUGCUUUUCUUUAUUUUUUAUGAUGUAACCUGCUUACACGUGUUACGUCGUAGUUAUCAUUUUUAUCUUACCUAUUGAGGUAAUACGUAUAUUAACUUGCUUGUUAAGAUUUGGAAUUCAUGGGUACGAAGCCUCUUGCAUUUUUCAUCGCACAAUAUUCCCCGCAAGGCUUCGUAAAGUUCUUCAUGUAUUCUCUACAUGGGUAAUUUCCAUGCUUCGAGAGUGCACAUGAGUUCUUUAUUUUGAAGUUGGUAUAUUGCAUCCUGUUCCCGGAAGUGUUCGUAUGGUUGCACGUGUUCCUUACUGGUGCGGUAGUUUUUUCGUGUCAUAAUGUCUGAUAGAAAUGAAAACUUUUCAGAAUGUGGUAAGAAGAAAACGUCCAUAGAUUCGGUACAUUUGAGCACACGAAGGGAAUAUAAGAAACGAGGUGGUGGAGGUGAAACAAUGAAAGCUAGAAAUGUGAAAGAAAAUCAAGCAAAUAAUUUUGCAAAUAUCAACAAAGAUGGCGUUUCAAACAACUGGAAAACCUUUAAGCAAAAUCUUUUGCAUUUAGAGAAGACCAGUCCUCUACAAGUAGAAAAUAAAAGGGAACAUGGACUUAAUAAGAAGAAAUCAGUGGAUAUUGGUAAGGUAACAUCACAGUCGUCAGCCGAUGGACACGUGAAAAAAAAGUUUACUGAUUUGAGUAAAGAAAAAACAAAAGUUAUUGCUCUGGACUGUGAAAUGGUGGGCAUUGAUACUGGAAAGGACAAUAUGCUUGCAAGGGUGUCGUUGGUAAAUAAGUAUGGAAAUUGUAUAUAUGAUAAGUAUGUGUUGCCCUCUGAGCCAAUCGUGGAUUACAGAACUCGUGUCAGUGGCAUUCGACCAAAUGAUUUGCAUAAUGGAGAACGUUUUGAGACUGUUCAGAAGGAAGUAGCAGAAAUUUUACAAGGUCGGAUUUUGGUUGGUCAUGCGUUAAGAAAUGACCUGAAAGUCCUCUUUCUAAGUCAUCCAAGGAGAGCAAUUCGGGAUACAUCUAGGUACAAACCCUUCCGAAAAUUUGCAAAUGGUCGUACACCAAGUUUGCGCAAACUAGCUGAAGAAGUAUUGGGUGUUAAAAUACAGCAGGGUGAACAUGAUUCAGUGGUAGAUGCAAGAACAGCAUUGCAAUUAUAUUUAUUGUAUAGAAAGGAGUGGGAGAAAGGUAUUCAUUCUAAAUCCAAUGUAUAAUGAAUUAAGUGACUGCUUGUAAAUUGAUGUAAUGAAAUGUGCCUUUAUUAGACAAAUGUAAAAUGGAGUUUCAGCUUGUACUUUAUUUCAUUGUAAAACAGUAAGUGUUUGUUAUAUUUUUUUGUCAGUUUGACAUGUCAUGAUGACUUAAUUAUUUGUGGUGAACCAUUUGGAGGUUAAAUAACCACAUUUGUUUGCCUCCUGUUAUGGUUUCUAUGAAUGUCACAUUUAUUAACAUUGCACAAUGUAGUCUGGUUCGCCUUGAUGUUGGCAGCGGAGACCUCUGAACGUCAGUGUAUUUCUCCCAGACUACAUGGGGCAACAACCCAGAAGACAGCCAUCUUUAGACUCAUCGCCGUGAAAAUGCAAACUUCAGACUGUAUAUGUUCUAAGUUUGAUGCAAAAUUACUAUGUAAAAUAUGUUAUUAAUGCAGGUUUGGAUUAUGUAAAAUUCAUUGUGUAUAGAUUAAGGUAUUGAAAUGUGUUUGGAAGACAUUGAAUUUCACUAUGUUAUUCUCGUUAUUCAAAUAAGUAUUUCAGGAUGGAGUGUCAGCAAUUGCCAGUAAGACAUACUUUUGAACAUUUAUUUUGUGCUUGCAUGUUUUACCUUUUUUGAUGACCUUCAUAGUUACAAUUAUAUGGUUUGUAUGAAUAUGAUUGGCUUCUAUGAUGUGCCAUGUAGUCUAAUAUAAAUUGGGUAAGGUACUGAUCAUCUUGAUAAUAAGGCAAUAAGCACCUCUGAAACAGCCAGUUUCUGUUGAAUUAUGUGGCACAUCGUCCCAAAAAAUGGUCAUCUUCAUACUUUCUGAUGCGAGAACUUGAAAUCCUACAUGGUUUGUAAGUACAAUGACAUGUUCUUUCUCUGUUUUGUAAAUUAUUUUACAUGGUAUCCCAUUGUACUCAUUAUCAAUACUAACGUAUUUGUGUUAUAAAUAUAUGGUUGAAUGAUGAAACUGUGAAACUUGAAUAUAGAGCUAGAGGUUGCAUGUAUGGAUUACAAAUAUAAAUUAUUAUGGGUUUAAUAUUUGUUCUGAAGUGAGUGGUGCAGAGCCUUUCUUGGAAAAGUAAUAGUUAUUCAGGUGGUCACUGAACUUGGAGAUUCAUAAUGUUCACAAAACUCUGCCAUUGGAUCUAUCUGAGCUACUGAAUUCAGCCAACAUCUUUAUUUUUUUUAUAAGAUACAUUUUAAUGUUGUCUUCCCAUCUGUGCUUAAAUUUUCCAAAUAAUGUGUUUUGUUUUAAGUUUUCCAACAAACAUUCUGUUACCAUACAGUGAAGUCAUGAAGCUCAUUUAGUACUUCCAAGUACUGCUCAUCUCAGAUUGCACAUAAUUAUUCUUAUUUAUCUCCAUGUCCAGAGUAGCUUUGAGCACACUUGGGAUUAUACUCAAUGUCCCAACCCAGAAAAUCAUGACAUGAUAUUUGACUGGUUGGAUAAGUAGUAUUUGAAGCUUUUUCAGUGAACAGCUAUGCAAACAUUUGUUGGGUGACAAUCUUGAGUAUUCAUAGAACAAGGGAUACUCAGAAGAGAAUUACAAAAAAAAAAAAAGUUACAAACCAGAUGGAGAUGGUUCAUCCAGCGAGGCUUACUACAUGAAAUCAAGAAGAGGAGUAAAAGCUGGCAAGUAAUAAAAAAGGGAAUAUGUAUGAAGGUUAAAGAGAGAGUUUUUAUUCAUUGAACUAUGUAAAAUGGAAAUAGAAGGCUCUCUAGAUGUUCAAGUGUUUAUUUAAACAGCAUGUCUCAACAUUAAACGUUUGUCGUACUGUG